Messenger RNA from Drosophila obscura, 816 nucleotides. Its product is annotated as huntingtin-interacting protein K. The record is from RefSeq and is a predicted model, not a curated record. The coding region runs from base 272 to 700 and encodes 142 amino acids. Gene Ontology annotation, biological process: negative regulation of apoptotic process; protein stabilization. The transcript is spliced from 4 exons. Lineage: Eukaryota; Metazoa; Arthropoda; Insecta; Diptera; Drosophilidae.
UUAAAAAUUCCAAUUUAUGCAAAAAUCUUUUAGAAUUUUUAGAUAAAUCCCAUCAAAUUUCAGGUACUCUUCGUUUCCAACAAACUCAAUUAGAGUGAAAGAAACAUGAAAGAUGACUAUAUUUCUGGGAGUUUUAAUGCUUUUACUAUUCUUUUGGAUUUUGAUUGAGGACCCCUAAAAUUAAACCAAAAUUCAAAUUCACGCGCCUAAAUUAGCAGACAAGUUGGCAGUACUCAUUGAACCAGCAGUUCGCGGUCGUUGCAACUAGUUCAUGACACAGCUACCAGACCUCUGUUCAUCGCAGACGACAGACAACAUGACGGAAGCCGAACAGGAGGUGGAGGUGAAUGGCACCGAGGCGGAGGAUGAGGGUCAGGACGAGCAGGACACAAAACAAAAGAAACAAACGCGUCACGACGGCGGUGCCGCGGAUCUGGAACGUGUUACGGACUAUGCGGAGGAAAAGGAGAUCUCUGCAGCAAAUAUAUCCAGUGCGGUGGCACAGUUUGGCAACCAGCGCAACAAGGAGAACGAGCUGCGUGUCGCCAAGGAGAAGGAGCUGCAAAUGGUCCAAGUGAAAAAGGAAGACAUCGAACUGAUUAUGAACGAGCUGCUGGUUAGCAAAGCGCAUGCCGAGAAGGUUCUACGGGAGCAGAGCGGCGAUGUUGUGGCCGCCCUGGAGGCCAUCAUAAGCAAUUGACGGUGCUACUGGAGUCUGGACCAUCUGUUUACCAUCUUUUACUUAGCAUAACACUGCUUUAUUUGUACAUUUAUAAACUCUUAGUGAAGAAACAAACAUAAACAAAUGAUUUAUAA